Molecule: messenger RNA, 1517 nt
Organism: Lotus japonicus
Lineage: Eukaryota; Viridiplantae; Streptophyta; Magnoliopsida; Fabales; Fabaceae
Product: transcription factor MYB108-like
Exons: 3
Coding region: 222-1232 (336 amino acids)
Biological process (GO): regulation of DNA-templated transcription
Cellular component (GO): nucleus
Molecular function (GO): sequence-specific DNA binding; DNA-binding transcription factor activity
Source: RefSeq, a predicted model, not a curated record
UCUUCUCCCCCAUCCUUGAAUAUCAUCUAUAAAAGGCCCCCACCCUUCUCUAUCUUCUUUGUAAUAAGCCAAAACCCUCUUUCUCUCUCUCUCAAAUCCGCUUACUUCUUCGAUCAACCAAUAUCAAACGUAACACAGCUAGCUACCUCAUCUUUUCUCUCUUUGGCUUCUAAUCAAUCAUAUUUCAAGAUAUAUAUCCAAAAGUAAGAUAUAUAUAACUCAUGGAAGUGAAAGGAAGGGUAAGCAACUCCAUCUUCAACAACAACAACACACUCAUCCAAAGUGAAGAUGAGAUGGAUCUUCGAAGAGGUCCUUGGACCGUUGAUGAAGACCUUGCUCUCAUCAAUUACAUUGCCAAUAACGGUGAAGGUCGCUGGAACUCCCUUGCUCGUUCUGCUGGACUCAAACGAACCGGCAAAAGUUGUAGGUUGAGGUGGUUGAAUUAUCUCCGCCCUGAUGUUCGACGAGGUAACAUCACACUCGAGGAGCAACUUCUUAUUCUCGAGCUCCAUAGUCGCUGGGGAAACCGAUGGUCUAAAAUUGCACAAUAUCUACCCGGAAGAACCGACAAUGAAAUUAAGAACUAUUGGAGAACUCGUGUCCAAAAGCAUGCCAAACAACUCAAAUGUGACGUGAACAGCAAGCAAUUCAAGGAUGCCAUGCGCUACCUAUGGAUGCCAAGGCUGGUGGAGCGCAUUCAAGCUGCUGCCGCCUCCACUGCAACGGCCACAACCGCUUCUCCAGCCUUUUCUGCCGGUGCCAACACAACGGUCACAGCCAACAACAACACCACAUACAACAAUUUUGAGGUUCAUAGUGGGAACAUGAUGUUAGCUCCCACAAUUAUGAGCAACAACAACAACUUUGGUGGCUCACACGUGACACAAAGUUACACUACUCCAGAGAAUAGCAGCAAUGGAACGGCAUCAUCAGACUCGUUUGGGACACAAGUUUCACCUGUCUCGGACUUGACUCAUCAGGAUUAUUACAAUAAUGUCCCUGUUGGUAGUAAUAAUAAUGUCCCUAACCCUGAUUAUUACUACCAACAAGCUCAUCAACUGGGGUUUUCAGACUGCAUCACUAGCCCCUCCGGGAUGUUCCCUACUCAGGAGAUGGAGAUGGAUUACUUCAAUUCCAUGGAUCCAAACACGCCGUGGAUUCAAAGCGGGGACACAACCGACAAUUUCUGGAAUGUUGAUAACAUGUUGCUCUUUCAACAGCUUAACAUGUGAAAAAGGCUAGUGUGAAAAUACUACAGAUAUGUUAGAAAAAUGAACAAAUAGAAUAAAUCCAUAUGUAGGACACACAUUAAUUUAGUAUCCACGAUGGACAUAGAUUUUAUACCAAAGAUUAUAUAAUUAAGAUCAGCAAAGAGCAGGAAAAUGUGAAUUGCCUAGGGUUUUUCUUUCUUCUCGGUGUUUUUCUUGUUUUAGAAGGGGUGUGAUGUGAGAGAUGUUUGUAAUUUAAGCUGUUUUUUACUUUUUUAGUACAAGAUUUCAUUCUUUGAAAUUACUAAA